Molecule: messenger RNA, 1539 nt
Organism: Ascochyta rabiei
Lineage: Eukaryota; Fungi; Ascomycota; Dothideomycetes; Pleosporales; Didymellaceae
Exons: 3
Coding region: 1-1539 (512 amino acids)
Source: RefSeq, a predicted model, not a curated record
AUGGAUACACAACAAUCUCAGCCUGACAGUUUGACCAUCCAAACUACCACGAAAGCCCAAUUUGAACUCACUCCACAGGAAACAGCUGAGUCUGCGCAGGGGCUUACCCAGGGCGAGAGCUUCACAGUUUCAUCCAGUGAUGAUGAAAGGAAACAAGAAACGCAGCGGCAAGCCUGGUUUGAGAAUGCAAUCAAAAAAGAAUUGAAAAUCCCCAACAGCUAUGUUCAAGUGGCUCCGCUCAUCAUCAGAUGGGAUCCUGAGAUCGAUGAUUAUCGUGACGGCCACAACAAGGAGAUCGAAGACUUAAAUCGCGUGUUUGCUCGAUUCGGAUUCUCGAGCAGUACUGAACUACGCUUGAAUCCCAAGGUUCGGAAGCCUCAAUUUGCUCUCAACAGUGCUAUCUCCGAGCACAUCAGCGCCCACGACGGGCAGAACAAGCUCAUGAUCAUAUACUAUACCGGGCAUGGUAUACUAGACAGUUCUGAUGGAGAAAAGAGACUCCUGUUAGCAGCGAGACGAAACGAAGAUGAACAGCAAGAAGGAAAUAGUCUCGCUGUGGCCUAUUGGCAUAAAGCGGAAAGUCCACUACUCGACGAAGACAUUGAGGGAGAUGUCUUGACAAUACUCGAUUGUUGUUUCGCCAGCGACGCGCAAAAGGGUCGCCAUCACAGCCGUAGGAUCUACGAUUUACUUGCUGCAUGCCCCAAGGGCGGCAAUACACCAGCACCAGGGGAGUUUUCUUUCACAAGAAGUCUGAUAAAUACCUUGGACAGAUUGUGGGCUGCGGAUCCUGACCAACGCAUUCUGACUACUAGGCUUUUGGAGGAAAUCACCAGAAACAGUGGAGGUCAGGCCAAGCUGCACGAUCGUUUAUACAAAGAUGAUGGACGUCAUGUGCAGUUGAGGCCUAUUGAUGGCCAAUCCAAAGAGCAAACCCAACAUGAUGCUGAACAAUUCGAUUCAAGCCCACUGGAGGAAGCUGGCGUAAAACUGCGUUUCUCACUGCAAGCCAAAGAUAUUACCCAGGUGAAAAUUGAAGCAUGGGCCCAACGCCUAGUCAAGGCUUCCCAGGACGCAAACAUUCCAUUACGUCGAAUCGACUGGCUGAGAAUGGACAACAACGAACCGGGCCAGCGCCUUCGUAACGUCGUCGAAAUCUUCAGGGAACGCCACAGUUCUUCGAGUAACACGCACAGGAGUACUACCGAACCAACGCCAACAAACUAUCCUCGUUCGAUCUCACCCGACGAGGUGUCAGAGUAUCAGGGCCCGCGUAGUAGGAUGGUGUUGGACGACACAUCGAAGACUACACUCUCGAUCUCUCAGGGCAACAUGAAUGUCCAGUACGGCAACGCUGCAUCAACUCUACAGCAGAGCAAUCUGCAGAAUGAGUCUCCAGCGCUAAACCGCCUUUACGGAUGUGUGAUGGUGCCCCUUCCAUGGCUUUUGUGCUUGCUGAUGUUUGCAGCCUCAUUCCUUCUCUCUCAUAUUGGUCAUUUUGCGCAGAGAUACCUAGUCAUUGCUCAUCGAGAGCUGUAG